Messenger RNA from Ciona intestinalis (vase tunicate), 2350 nucleotides. Lineage: Eukaryota; Metazoa; Chordata; Ascidiacea; Phlebobranchia; Cionidae. The record is from RefSeq and is a predicted model, not a curated record.
GCCAAAUCCAACCAACUGCCACGUUUUUUUUUCUGGCAUUGCGACACAAUGACGUACGACACAAGAGAAGAUAUUACGUCACAUCUGCUGUGACGUAAUGGCUUACGGCCAAUAACAACAAAAAAAACUUGUGGCAUUGUUCAUAGUAUCGGGAUGUAGCCAAGUUACGUGGAAAUGUAAUUUCACAGUAUGAAAAACCGGGGUAUUCCCCAUGAGUUGUACCCUAUUCUUGUCUGCCGUUGCUUUUGUUGAGAUCAAUACUUUAGUCUCGAUUCUAGUCUUGCGUUGUAGGCAACUGUUAAAAGUGAACUUCAGAAUGGGCAUUGAGGGUUUUGAAAGCUUUUGCAAAAAAUAUACAGAUAAAAAUUUUCAAAGUGUUACCAUUCGAAACGAGAUACUGGUUAUAGAUGGCAGCGAACUGUUGUACCAAAUAUACAACGCUUGUACGGGCAGAGCACCGUUUGACCAAUUUCGGGAGCAAACGAUCAAGUUUUACACAAAUCUUCGCACUUGUGGCAUCCGACCAGUUGUUGUGUUCGACGGAUUUAAAUUUGAGUCAAACCACGAAAAGUACAUCAAGAAAAGGGUAGAAAUUAUUCGUAGAAUGCGACAAUCCAUUGGAAGGGGAGAAGCAAAAGAACCGAACAAGUCACACCUUUGUGGUACAAUCUUAGAAGAGGUGAAUCAAGAAUUGGGAAUACCUGUUGUUAACGGUGCGGGAGAUACAGAUUCCAGCACAGCAGCAAUUGCUAAUCUACUUCGUGCUAAAGUGCUGGCGAGUGAUACGCAGUAUUGCGUGUAUAACUUGAGUGAUGGUUGCCUGCCGACCAGAUACUUCAAAUCGAAUAAUGAUGCGGAAAUCAACAAGGAAAAAGGCAUCCAAGCAAAGCUCUACCACAUUGAGAGUUUUUCACGUCAAUAUCAUAUUCCCAGCAAUGUGGUUUCGUACCUUGACAUAUUCUUUGGCAGAAACUCUUGCUUUCCGCAGAAAUUUUUUCAGUCGUUUGUCAGUCUACGCUUCAAGAACAAUGGGUCCUAUCCUCAACAUUUGACAAACUACUUCAGAUGGAUGGCUGAUAAUUAUACUACGGAUGACGACCUUAUAAAAAGUAUCAUCGCCUCUUUGGGAAACAGAGAUGAUCACCUUAACAUCCAAGGACGUUUGGAAGAGCGCCUCGCAUCCUUUCGCCAUCCUCGAAUUUCUCGAAGAUUUCGUUUAAAAGUGAGAGAGCAAGUGAGAGACGAAGAAAUGUCAAACCUCCUUUUAAACAACGAGCAUGAUGCGGAGGAGGAUGAAAACGAUGAGUUGGCAGAAACUAACUUAAGGGAAAAUAUACCAAGCUUUGCCCAUGAUAUACUGAAAAAAACACCUACAGGGGGAGAUAAUCCAAUACGAUUUCUUCGAGUUUUGAUGAGUAAACCGGAAGAACCAUCACCCCACAAUGCAACGAGAGCCUUGCGGCGACAAAUGUACCAACUUUUGGUGACAGGAGAUAAUUUGGUUGUGGUUGAAUACGAUAGAGUCGAGGACGACUAUACUGAGGUGGAAGAAAUCCGUGUGAGACGUCAAAGAAACCUGAACCCAGCGUUGGUUGAGGUGUACGGCAACCAGGAAAAAAACCCAGAAUUCAUUGAGUUUAGGAAACAACAUAUUCUAUCUAUACUGGUCGGGGACGAAGACGCAGUUCGUCAAUUUGAAGAUUCUUGCUCAAACAUCAGUGAAGAGUUGAAGCUUCUGCUGGCAUGUGGGGUGUACUGGAUCAGAAAUACGGCACCGGGAGAUACAGCGAUAUCCGCACUUGCCUUCACUGUCAGCCUGAUUUACUUGAAGUCUAAAGAUGGUGGUGAUCGUCACCGACCGCUCAUGCAUGGGAUGCGAUCAUCGUAUCAGGAUAUCAGCAUGGACUACAUACAGAUAUCCAGUCAAUGGCUACUUUGCAUUGAAGAAGCAAUCGAGUUUAAUAGACUUCUCGAUUACCCGCUGGUCCAGCCGCCUAUGGGAAAGUGUUUUAACGGCACAUUUUUCGAGGCGUGCAUGGCCGGGGUCGACAGAGGCACACAAGUCGCUGUUAUAAUGCAAGAGAUUGAAGGUGGCCGACUCUACAGCGACAUCAUGCGGGUUCUGAGCCUUGCCUAAACUGAAAAACAUUUUUAGUGGACACGGCUUGAUUUUCUUUUGAACAUAUUUAAUUAUGUCAUGAUUUGUUUAUGCACUAAUUUUGUAUAUACUUUAACACUUGAACGUUUUUAUUUAACUGCAGCAUGUUUUACUGUAUACCCUUUAGUAGUUCAAUUUCUGUAUUGUUGUAACUAUAUGUAGCUUAAAAUAAAUAAAAUAAUACUGAUUACA